Molecule: messenger RNA, 3511 nt
Organism: Cicer arietinum (chickpea)
Lineage: Eukaryota; Viridiplantae; Streptophyta; Magnoliopsida; Fabales; Fabaceae
Product: ubiquitin C-terminal hydrolase 15
Biological process (GO): protein deubiquitination
Cellular component (GO): cytosol; nucleus
Molecular function (GO): cysteine-type deubiquitinase activity
Source: RefSeq, a predicted model, not a curated record
CUAAAACGUUAAAGAAGAAAAAGAGUGGUAGUAGAAGGAAGAGGAAGGUUUUGUGUUGAAAAAAAAAAGAAUCUCUUUUGAAGAAGGAAAUGAGAGUAAUGAGGUGAAGUGUUGGUGGGUUUUGCUCAGAUUUCUUCAAUGUGUUUAAGGUUUGAAUGGUAGGUCAUGGCUUAUGCUGCACUUGAAGUUGGUGGUGGUUAUUUAGAUGCUGUUUAGAGGGAUCACAUUCUGAUUUAGUUAUUUUGGGAGGAAACUGGACAUGAGUAUGCUUGUGGGGAUAUGCUCGAACCGCGUGAAUCUGAUAUUCCUGUCCUGUUUCUGGUCCUGGUUGUACUUCCUUUGGUGGUUUAUAUCUUACUUGGAAAAUGGAGUGAGACUGCUUCGAAGAGAAAUAGGAUAACUUUGCUUGCUCAAUUGGCUGCUGAAGAAGCCUUUAAAGCUGAAGAAAUGGCUGUUACCGAUGUAAUUCCUCAAGUGUGUUCUCCGAAGAAUGAAGUUCAUCAUGAGUGUGCUAGGUGUUCUGCUCCUGCGAAAACUCGCUGCUCCAGAUGCAAGUUUGUUAGAUAUUGCUCUGGGAAUUGUCAAAUAAUCCAUUGGAGGCUGAUUCACAAACAAGAGUGCCAGCCAUUGGAAACUCAUAACUCAAGUUUGUUUCCAAUGGUUGAAGAAUUUGGUAAUGGAAGUGCGUUUUACGAAAAUAUAAACAGCCCCUACUUUGGUCACAAUUUGAACCAGCCAUUAAGGGAGAGGGAGCCUUUGGACAAUAUGGUUUACGGCCACCCUUUGACCGGCACCGCACCUUCUGCUACAGCUGAUUUUUCCCUAUCUAGUAAUUCUCCACCUCCCACUUUGGAGAGAAGAACUUCCCGUAAAUCCAACAGAGAAACACGGAGAAGAGAUACUGGUUCUGUACGUGAAUCUUCCGUCGAAUCUUCUGAUUAUAAAUCUACCACUUCUCAGGAGGCUUUAAUGAGACAGAAGUCAAGAAGUAGUGACGAUUUUGUGUUGGAGGAAGAAACUUCGAAGGUCAAUUCCAAUGGCGUUGGAGUUUAUAUUUAUGAACAAGAUGCUCCGAGAAACACAAUGCAUGAAGAUGAUAACUAUCAAGGUCAAUAUGAAAAUGUAUUUGCACCAAGAAACAAAUAUGGAUCCUCUAGUGUGUCAACUGCUGCGAACAAUGAUGAAGGUGUAAGUGAAUUUGAAACAAACAUCGUUACCAAAGGUGGAAACCAUCAUUCUGAUGAAGCAGCACUACACAAAUGCUCGCCUGAAAUGACAGUUAAAGGAAGUGCAAAGGCUAAAAAGCCAUCACAUCCUUUGAAGGCCAAAAGUUCUAAAUCACUGAAGUUAACGUCGAAGACAUCAAUUGACUUUUGUGGCCCGGAAAUAGAGAAGAAAGCGAAAAUUCCAGACGAACCAAAAGUUGCUGGAAACCGAGGUACUGUACCUUUGCUUGGUAUCAACGGGGUUACAAGCACUGGACUUAUGAAAAUGAUGGGUUUGAGGAAAUCAACAAAACAUACUGUACUGGCCUCCUCAGAAGAUAGUGGAGUAAGGUACAAGAAGGCAAAGAAUGUAAAGAUGCUAUUUCCGUAUGAAGAAUUUGUUAAGAUUUUCCAGAGUGAAGUGUUUGGCAUAUUCCCCAGGGGCCUUUUAAAUUGUGGUAACAGUUGCUAUGCCAAUGCUGUCUUGCAGUGCUUAACUUCUACAAAGCCUCUUGUCGUUUAUUUGCUUUAUGGAUCACAUUCGAAAUCCUGUUGUGCUAAAGAUUGGUGUCUUAUGUGUGAGUUAGAGCAACACAUGAUGAUUUUGAGAGAAAAUGGGGCUCCUCUAUCUCCGAGUAGGAUACUUUGGCAUAUGCGGAGCAUUAAUUGCCACAUGGGUGAUGGAAGUCAGGAAGAUGCUCAUGAAUUUUUAAGGCUUCUAGUUGCGUCGAUGCAAUCUAUAUGUUUGGAGGGACUUGGUGGUGAGAAAAAGGUUGAUCCUAGAUUACAAGAAACAACUUUCAUACAACAUACUUUUGGUGGUCAUCUUCAAUCCAAGGUUAAGUGUUUGAAUUGUAGUCAUGAGUCAGAAAGGUAUGAGAACAUUAUGGACUUAACGUUGGAGAUAUUGGGAUGGGUUGAGUCACUUGAAGAUGCACUGACUCAGUUUACUUCCCCUGAAGAUUUGGAUGGAGAAAAUAUGUACAGAUGUGGAAGGUGCACUGCGUAUGUUCGAGCUAGAAAGCAACUGAGCAUACAUGAGGCCCCUAACAUCUUGACCAUCGUUUUAAAGAGGUUUCAGGAAGGAAGAUAUGGCAAAAUUAACAAGUGCAUAACUUUUCCUGAAAAUCUAGAUAUGAUUCCUUUUAUGACUGGGACUGGUGAUAUUCCUCCAUUAUAUGCGCUUUACGCUGUUGUUGUGCACUUGGACACACUGAAUGCAUCUUUUUCCGGACAUUAUGUUUCAUAUGUGAAAGAUCUUCAUGGCAAUUGGUUCAGGAUAGAUGAUACCGAGGUUCAGCCAGUACUAAUCAAUCAGGUGAUGUCAGAAGGAGCAUAUAUCUUAUUCUACACAAGGUCUUCUCCUCGUCCACCAGUAGAAUUCACCGGGAAAGCCGUGCAGCAAUCGGUGUCCGAUUCUUCAAAACACUAUCCAUUAGAAAUGCAGAAGCCUUCUAAACCAGGACACAGCAGACAUGCCAGUCAAAGUUUUGUCACCGAACCUUCCCCCAAUGCCAGGCAAGAAUUUUCCACUCGCUUUAUAGACACCUCGAAUGGCUUCCUUAAAAGCACGAACAGAAAUGUGCUGCCUGUAAUACAAACAUACGCCGAGAACAUCAGGCAUGAGUUCUCAGACGCCACAUCAAGUGACUGGUCCAUUUUCACAAGCUCAGACGAGGCGGCUUCUUUCACAACUGAGAGUACUAGAGACUCUUUCAGUACUGUUGACUAUGGUGAUUCCUCAAACAUGGAUCCAAUUUCAUCUCUAUUCAAUUACACACCAGAAAACAACUAUAUGAAGAUUUCACAUACUAGGCCACUAACAAGGUUCUUCCCUAAAAAGGGUCAUAUUGAAAAAGUGCAGAGAAGUAGGUGUGAACUCUAGUCCUUUUGGAAAACCUAACUGGUUGAAUAUGAUUAGAUGGAGUAGGUGCUAUGUCUCAAAAUUUUCAAUAUUUAGUUGAUUGAGGCAUAUAGCUCUUUUAAGCACAUAUGUAUUUUAUAUUUAUUUUUAUUUUUAUUGAUAAUUGUAAAGAUGACAGUAAUGUUCUUCUCAUUAUCUAUUUAGUGCAUGGAAGUCUUUUUCUCUGGAAUUUGGAUUUUCUGCGGUCGGAAAUACGCACUUACUGCAGUCGCUGAAUAUUGGAACUGUUGGAGUGUGUAGUAAAUCUGAUUUAUUGAAGGUAGAAUGUGAGUUGUCUGAUCUUUAUCCAACGACUAAUAUUGGCUGACUGCAUUGAUUGCGUUAUUAUCCUAAUGCAAUGAAUCCAGGUCAGUAAGUAAAUUGCUUUUGGGAUUCAUGCUUA